Messenger RNA from Haliotis rubra (blacklip abalone), 1347 nucleotides. RefSeq lists its product as uncharacterized. The coding region runs from base 35 to 406 and encodes 123 amino acids. The record is from RefSeq and is a predicted model, not a curated record. The transcript is spliced from 3 exons. NCBI's taxonomy places the organism in Eukaryota, Metazoa, Mollusca, Gastropoda, Lepetellida, Haliotidae. Gene Ontology annotation, molecular function: carbohydrate binding.
AACAGAAGAUCUGGAGUUUGAUAUCACUGUUGGAAUGACACUGAAGCUCAGAAUGUCUGGAUCCCGAACACACUUUAACCACGUAUGGCUGAUGCAUCCCAAUCAGGAUGUGGUCUACCUGUUGUCACUGAGAUGGGAUUGGCCCACAGUUGGGGAAUUUAAGAUUAUCUUCAACACACGUCAAGCAAACAUUUGGGGUGAUGAGUUUCGGACCGACUUCACAGCAGACAUCUCCGACAACAACGUGGUAGAGAUAAUCAUAACAGAGACGUCUUUCCUGACUUACGUUGAUGGAACUCUGUGGAUGACGAACCCAAUCCGCUUCCCCCUGAGUGGUAUCCGACAUAUAGAGUUUGAUGGACUUACUGCCCUACAUGAAUUCACAAUCGGGAAGGGAAUGUGUUGAGGAAAGUGAAACACGCCAAUUCAGCUAUAUAUCUAAUCUGAGAUUUUUCGUUGUGGUCUUUUGUUUACCCUCGUCAAUGUUAAGAUGAGAUUGCAACAUUUCUCAUGCUCACGCCAGAUGGUUCUGACAAUGAUAGAAUUGACAUCAUGUUCUCCCAUCCACGCAAUGUGAUGGCCACUUGUGGAACUGCCUGAGGCGUGUUUCGACGUUGACGUUGUCAAGGUAGCGUACCGUGACGCGUGCUGUAUGUGAACGAGCGUUGUCAUGUUGGAACAACUUUCUCUGUUGGUUCAUAAUCGGAAGCAUAUGACCUGCAAGGGUUUCGCUGAUGUACCAUUUUGUUGUGAAAUUCCCCUUAACCACCACUAAAUCAGAUCUUUGUGUGUUUAAAAUAUUUCACUCCACACCAUGACACUGUCUCCACCGAGUUUGUCGACCUGUCAAAGGCAAUUAUGGGCAAUUGAUUUCUCCGACGGUAAACACGCUGUCUCCCAUGCCGCCGGUGAAGAGAAAUCGUGAUUCAUCUCUGAUCCAAUUUCUAAGGUUCUAGUUCCAGACCCUGCGGCAGCACCUCAAGCGAUUAUGCCGAUUGAAGUCUAUAGAAAGUGGCGACAACUGGCCUUCUUGGUUGAAUCACCACUUGAUUUGCACAGACAUCGUGGACAAUUCUGACCCAUAAUUUAUUUCAGUGGAUGUCGACAGGAAAAGGUCACGGCAUUUAGCAAACCAGUGGCUUGAUAUGAAAACCCGUCAAUUAAGUUAACACAGAAUGCUUUCGCCCACUUACAGUCGAUCUGUAUGGUUCUCUCCAAUACAAUUUUGGAGUGACAUUUAGAAUAUCGAUCCUGAAAGAGAUAUUCUGCGAUAUCCGGAGGGAUUUACAAAGUAUCGGUACACAUGUAUUAAUUAUUGAGACAUAUCUAGGUAUCAUAACACAUUGU